Molecule: messenger RNA, 6502 nt
Organism: Linum trigynum
Lineage: Eukaryota; Viridiplantae; Streptophyta; Magnoliopsida; Malpighiales; Linaceae
Source: the annotation of a GenBank genome assembly
CGCUUUAACUACCAGUGAAUCACAUUACUGUUCUCUGAUUUCAAAAGCAAAGUAUUUAGAAUUGUCGUAUUGUUCUCUGGUUUUUCGCUGCAUAGUCAAGUGAAUCGUAACUAAAAGAAAUAAACAACUUAUUUGUGCACAAUUUUUAAAAAAUUGAGUUAAAACGAACUAAUGAAAAAAAUUAGAAAGACAAAAUUUCAUUUAAUUUUUGAUCUUCAAUCCAGUUUCAUUCAAAAUAAAAAUAAAUAAAAAAUCAUUUGAGGUUACACGUACACCCAAGUGGAGGGAAGAAGAAGAACCAUGCGGAAAGGUGACGAAAGAGCCAUGGCAAAUUGGAACCAGACACUUUGAAGAAUAUCCCUCUCCUCACUUGCUCCUGGGUCCCUCUUCCCAACACAGCCAACGAUUUUUUUUCUUCCCCUUCUUUCUCUAAAUCUAUCAGGUAAAUAAAACUGUAAUCUUGUGGAAUGCAGAAUUAGGUUCCUUCCAUUGAAAUUUGCAGGACAACGCCACAGUAAACUUCCCUCCAUCUCUCCUUGAUCUUUGUAAAGCUAUCUCUCUAUCUCUUCCUUCCCCCACUCAGUCCUCCGUCUUUCUCACGCGCAUUUCAUCAAACACAUGGACGGCGAUCCCGUCUGAACAAACCCUCCCUGGCUCCCUCGGUCCCUCCUUCCUUCCGUCACCACCCUCCCACCGCCGCCCAUCUUCCUUCUCUCGGGCGGAAAAAUCCCCAUUAUCUCCCAGCGCAUUUACCAUCUUCCUUUCCUUCCCUCCCCUCCCCUUCAACCCGAGAAUGGAGCGAGCCGGGUUGUGAAUUGUGAUACUGAUCCUCCUCCAAACCGGCGCUCUUCUUCUAUUUCUUUCCUCUUUUGGGCACGCGCAAAUUUCUCGUCUUUCAUGUGCUGGAAUCCUCUUCCUGCAUUCAUGGCGUAAAACCCCAUAGCCCACAAUUCAAUUUUGUUUGUUUGGGUCAAACGAUUUUGCUUUCUCCCAUCCAAAUUGCAUUGCUGGGUAUUGAGAUCUGUUGAAAACCGAUUAAACCCCCUCCGCCCGAAGCCUCUCGAUGCCAGGCCGUCGCGGGAGUUAGCGCUCGCAGGAUUGUGAUUGGGGUUCGUUCUUUCGCUUCUCUUUUCCGAUGUCGGGGGCGGGUCACGCAGUGGAACAGCACCGCCAACACCAUCACCAACAAGGGUUGCCGAAGAUGGAAGCGAAUAAUCCGAACCGCCGCAGCCCCAUUAAGAAAUCGGGUCCUGCUGUGACCAUGGAGCAUGUUCUACUGGCUCUCAGGGAGACCAAGGAAGAGAGGGAUGUUAGGAUUAGGAGUUUGUUCAAUUUCUUCGAUGUUGGGAAUGCUGGCUACUUGGAUUACGCCCAGAUAGAGACCGGUCUCUCUGCGCUGCAGAUUCCACCAGAGUAUAAAUAUGCCAAGGAUUUGUUGAAGGUGUGCGACGCGAAUAGGGAUGGGCGGGUGGAUUACACCGAGUUCAAGAGGUACAUGGAUGAUAAAGAGCUCGAGUUGUACAGGAUUUUCGAAGCAAUUGAUGUGGAACAUAAUGGGUGCAUUUUGCCCGAGGAACUUUGGGAUGCGCUUGUUAAGGCUGGCAUUCAAAUUGAUGAUGAGGAACUUGCACGUUUUGUAGAGCAUGUUGAUAAAGAUAAUGAUGGGAUAAUAACCUUUGAGGAAUGGAGAGAUUUUCUCUUGCUAUAUCCACAUGAAGCUACCAUUGAAAACAUAUAUCAUUAUUGGGAGAGGGUCUGUCUUGUAGACAUUGGAGAACAUGCUGUUAUUCCUGAAGGCGUCAGUAAGCAGGUCCAUAGGAGUAAAUAUUUCAUUGCAGGGGGAAUAGCUGGUGCAGCUUCACGCACUGCAACUGCCCCUCUUGAUCGCCUGAAGGUUGUUUUGCAAGUUCAGACAACUCGUGCUUCUAUUGUACCCGCUGUGAAGAAGAUAUGGAGGGAUGAUGGUUUCCGUGGGUUUUUUCGAGGUAAUGGGUUGAACGUGACGAAGGUGGCUCCUGAGAGUGCUAUUAAGUUUUAUGCUUAUGAGAUGCUGAAGAAUGUUAUUAGAGACUUCAAAGGGGGACAGGAUGUCGACAUUGGUGCAUCUGGUAGACUUAUGGCUGGUGGAUUGGCAGGUGCGGUAUCACAGACUGCCAUCUACCCAAUGGAUCUUGUGAAAACUCGAUUACAAACUCAUCCGUGUGAAGGUGGAAAAGCACCUAAAUUGGGAACACUUACUAGGGACAUCUGGGUACAUGAAGGGCCUCGAGCCUUCUACAAGGGUCUCGUCCCAUCACUUCUUGGUAUUGUUCCUUAUGCUGGCAUUGAUCUUGCUGCUUAUGAGACCUUGAAGGAUAUGUCGAAGACUUAUCUUCUACAGGAUAGUGAACCGGGACCUCUUGUUCAACUGGGGUGUGGUACAAUCUCCGGGGCUCUUGGGGCAACCUGUGUCUACCCCUUGCAGGUCGUCCGGACAAGAAUGCAAGCUCAACAAGCCAAUGAUGCUGCCCCAUAUAAAGGAAUGUCUGAUGUAUUUUUGAGGACACUUCAGAAAGAAGGUUACAGAGGCUUGUACAAAGGGCUGUUUCCAAAUCUCCUAAAGGUUGUACCUGCUGCAAGCAUAACAUAUAUGGUUUAUGAAGCAAUGAAAAAGAGGCUACAGCUCGAGUAGGAAAGCACCCUUCGCCAGAUGCCAGUAAUGGGUGACGACGACGACGACGGCGAAUAAUAUUUGAGACUAGUAAGUCAAGUAGGAAAUACAAUUGGUUCUUUUGGGACUUGCAUAAUAUAGACUGCAAAUUCCAGCCCCUUCAGGUUUUUAGGGGGGGAGCACAUAGUUUUGUUAGAUGAAGAGUUGAUCUCUCAUGAUUCAUGAGGCUUAUCUAAAGUAAGUUUGCCCUGGAUAAUCCCAACUUGCUAGCUGAUUUGAUGAACACCAAGCAUUGUUGAUCCAAACUUAUUUGAGUUGAAUAUAGGUAUGUCUGCAUACCUUUUGCGUUUCACCGUUUUGCUCCGGUUUGAGACUGUUCGAGAAACUCUGUCGAGGAUCAUGCCGUAUUGUUUCCAUGAUACAGUUUUGCUCUGGUCUGACAUGGUUUGAGAAACUCUAUUGAGGAUCAUGCCGUAUUGUUUCCAUGAUAUAGUGGCCGUGUUAGCAUUGUUGCUAACAUAACUUAUUAAGAGUCUUUUGGUAACUGCUACGAUUACGAUCCUAUCAUUUCUUUCCAAAGCAACUCCUCAAUUGCUUCCAUUUUCAGCCAUGGCGGUUUCGGGCUACACACCCUGUCAAAGCUGCGACGUUGCAGGGCAUGAGGGACAAUGUCUUCGUCUCAGCAAAUAGUAUAAUACUACUCAUCGGCUCCACUUCAGAAACCUAAAAAUAAUCUUCCUUUAUUCUUUGCUUACUUAUGACAAAAAGAAUCCGAAACCAUGGAUAUCUGCUUGAAUUUUACCUAAUUGGGUAGGGUAAAGUUCGAAUUGUAAGAACUUUCUGUGGGUACUGAUAAAAUCUAAAGUCGAAUAUUGUGAGUAAUAGGAGGACAUGGUUUUCUCUAUUAAACUCGAACCCGUUCGAAUAUACAUAUCCAUAUGUAUUUAGUCUAAUUAUUUUCGUUAUUUUUUAACAUAUUUUAUAUUUAGCAUACCAAUACAAUAAAAUCACUAAAUUGUAUUGGUUGAAAUUAUUUUUCUCCAUUCUAGUGAAUUAUUAGCAUACAUUUUUCACUUAUAUAAUGUGGGUAUACGUGUCAAUGUUAAAAUAAUGGUUGGAGUUAUAAAAAGAAAGUAUUCUCAUGGAUAACUGUGGAUACCUGAACCCGAACGGGUAUGGGUAUGAUAUUGAUUUUCUAACCAAUUCUUAUAUGGGUAUGAAUAUGGAUAACACCCGAAUUAUAUUGGGUAGGAUAAUGGAUAUUGCACUAUCCGUCCCCGACCCAUUGCCGUCCCAUGCGUACUCUUCAAAAUUCUACUUGUAUUUCCACCCACUAACAAAGGUCCAAUCUCUCACAUAGGCCAUUAAAAUUCAUUUGAUGAAGGAACAUUUGGUUCCUUAAUUUUAAUUUUAACAAAUGUUGACAAUGUUUUAUGAGUUAUUUUUUUUACUUUAUGAGUUUUGUGGUUUUGUUUAUUGUAUUUCCAGUAUGGUAUUAGUUUUCUAGUAUGUUUUAGGAGUUAAUAUAUUUGACUGGUAUGAAUUUUUUUCCAUAUUUAACUUAUUGACAAAUCUUUUCAAUAUAUAAUAUCGUGGGCUGAACUAAUUCUAAACUUUAAUAAAUUGGUCAAACUUGAGAUCAAUUAGCGUUAUGUUGGACGGUUAAAACCAUCGACUAACUGUUAACUCGCCACAUCAUUGCCAUGCCACGUCAAUAUGUUUUUACCUUAAAAUGUUAAAAAAAAAAUUCACAAAAUACCAUUUCCUAUUUAUUUCGACUGAAAUGAAGGGGUAAAAAUGAAAAAAAUAAAUCAACCUAAUCCCUGAAUAACCGAAUCCUCAUCCAAUCGAUGCCCAAUUCAUUUCAAUCACUAAAAAGGCUUUCAGCUUAUCGACAGAAGUUUUUGGAAACACACAGUUUCAUUGUCCAUAAUGGAAAGCGGUUAAUUAUUUCAAUUUAAUAACUCACCCAAAUUUGUCCUCUUCCUUCGCCAAUCUCCAUUUUUGCAUUGCAUGGGAAUUUGAUUACGGAGAAACCCUUUUGGCCCUGAAUUUGGAGUUUUGCAGCAACUGAUUGCAGCAGCAGCAGGGGGAAAAGAAUAUUAUCUUGUCCUCGUCACUGAAGGUUGAUACACACGACGGUUUUCUUUGUGGAUACAAUAAUGACUCUCCUCAAGUCUCUCAACCAUUAUUAUCGUCAUUUCCUCUCCCUACAUAUUAAAAAACCAUAGCAGCAGCCUUACCUAGCAGUAUUGUACAGCAGUAAAAAUCAUUUCAUCAUUGACAAAGAGAUCCAAAACUUUCUCUGAACUCUCUCCCUCAAUUGCUAUUCAGGCUCUCUCUAUAUCGCGAUUCGAUUCGAUCUUUCGGAGAGGAAGGGAUCUCGGGAUCAUGUAGUCCGGAUUAGCGGUUGAGGAGAUUGUUCUGGAAAAGUUUUGCUUUCUCGCUGAUCAGCUGCUUUUUUUUUUUGUUACGGUCAUUGCAUGAUCGAUCGCGGUGUAUAUAUAGGUUUGUUUUCAUUAUUAGUCAAUCUUCCUCUGUCUUCAUUGUUUCUCACUUUCAUUUCUGCUUUGCAGUGCCAAAAUGGCGAUCAAGAAGAAACCAAGCCGCCAUGAAACUUGUGUUGCUGUGACUUGAAUAUAAAUUAUCUGUCAGUCGACUUGAAAUCGCAAUAUAUGUUGAUGAUUUCAUUGUUGUCGAGAAUGGAUGAUUCCCAAUUCAUUUAGCUGAUUAAUGCACCAAUUGCUUCCUGGAUAUCGAGCUCGAACAGCAGAGAUGUGUGAUGUGUCCGCCAUAUUCUCAUGGAUUGUGAUCUUGAGGCUAUUGUUCCUGCUAUACUGCACCAAUAUUAGUUACUCUUACCAUAUUUCAGGUGAUUUUUAGUGAGAUAUCGUAUGAAUAAUUAAAUCUAAUUUGGAGGUGUGAUAUUAUAUCAUAAAUUCUAAUAGUUAAAUUCAAAGUUAUGAUUCUCUAAACUCAUACCCGAAAAUUAACUUAAUAAAAAAAUUAAUAAUCGACGAUUCUAAUUCGUUGAAGUACAACGAAGUGCAUCCAACAAACGCCAGUCAUUGCCACACACACGCGCACAUAUAUGUUUUUGUAUUUGGUGCACUCACUUUUUUUUGGGUGCAUGGCCUCACAGUCAUCAUUAUGGGGCAAAUGAUUCAUGUCAAGACGAUGUCGAUUGUCAGUUUUGAUAUAAUGGCCAAGAAAACACAUGAAUUUGCACAAAAAUCAUUCAAGAUUUACUUUAGUUGGAAAGGCUUUUGGGAUUUAGCGUUAGGUUUUACAAUCUGGGGUUUAUGGUAAGUCGGUUAGGGUUCGAAAUAGAAGAUUUAGGGCUUAGGGUAAUGAAUUAAUUAGUUGUGAUCCUAUUCUAUAUUAUCAUAUUAAACUAAUGUUACCAAUUAAAAUUGAAAGUUCUAUAUGUGAAGCCUACUUUUAAAGUUGGGUGCAUAUUAUGUACUCAUUUUCGUGAGCAUAUCGUAGAUGCCACUAUAUAUGUGUUACCUUUUAUCGUAUCUUGAAUAAAAUCAAAUGUAUGACAUACACCGAGCAAGAAAAUGAUAUCGAAUUAACCCAAUUUAGGGACAUGAUACUAUAAUCUAACCCUUGAUUAGUGAACCCUAGGUUUUAAUCAUCUACAUUACAUUCUCGUUCUAUAAUGAUUUGAAUCAAUAUUUACAUGUAUUCCUCCUAUUUUGAUCUUUCUAAAAUAAAUUUUCCAUUCCAAAAGUACUUUAAGGCUCUGCUUUUCAUCUAUUUAGACUCAAUUAUUCAUUUUACUAUAUUUUUCAUUCAUAUAUAAAGUGUUUUCUCUAUGUGUUUCUGUAAAAAAGUUUAAAUUUAUGC